AUGUCACCUUUCUCCUUUUUAUUUUCUGUAAUAUUGCAACCCCAAAUCCUCAAAGUCCCCAUCGUCGUCUUCUCCCCCAAAAUCCACCCCAAUUCACUCCUUUCCUUCCACCAAGAGCUUCCACUUCUGGGUUCCAGCUUCAACGGAAGCUACCAGAAGCUCAUCCUCGACGAUACCGUCUCUCUCGCGAUCAAGCGCCUAAACCCCUCCAAAAUCGGCGGCGGCGGCGGCUCCCGUGAGUCCCAAUCCAAGUCGUCCCUCAACCGAGAAACCCAGCACCAGCUCGAACUGCUCGUUGGGUUGAAGCACCGCAACCAGCUCGAACUCCUAGCUGUUCUUGAUCUUAGAUCUAAGGAUUGGGGAUCUGUCGAUCUGGGCUGUGGUUAG
Linum tenue is the source of this 387-nucleotide messenger RNA. NCBI's taxonomy places the organism in Eukaryota, Viridiplantae, Streptophyta, Magnoliopsida, Malpighiales, Linaceae. The record is from the annotation of a GenBank genome assembly.